Podarcis muralis (Common wall lizard) is the source of this 1675-nucleotide messenger RNA. It is a transcript of the gene PEX12, whose product is annotated as peroxisomal biogenesis factor 12. The record is from RefSeq and is a predicted model, not a curated record. Gene Ontology annotation, cellular component: peroxisomal importomer complex; peroxisomal membrane. Gene Ontology annotation, molecular function: ubiquitin-protein transferase activity; protein binding; zinc ion binding. NCBI's taxonomy places the organism in Eukaryota, Metazoa, Chordata, Lepidosauria, Squamata, Lacertidae. Gene Ontology annotation, biological process: protein monoubiquitination; protein import into peroxisome matrix.
CUAAGAGGGAAGCGCGGGGAAGGGGAGGAAAGGGAGACCCCAGCCCACCCCUGUUCCUUCCUUUAAUAAUAUCAUGUACCGUAUACCCCGCCCAUCUGGCUGAGUAGCCCCAGCCACUUUGCUUUUCCUUCUCCCGAGGGGUGGCUGGUGAUGGGGGCACAGACACAGAAAGCAGCCUCAUGCAGAGCUCUGCAGAGCUCAGUAUUACCCACACUGACUGGCAGCAACAGCUCUCCAGGGUCUCUCCCCCCCCCCAUCCUAUCUGGAGAUGCCACUGGAGCUUGAACUUGAGACUGUCCUCACGCCACCCUCCAUCCUCCCAAGUGCAGGUGCUGUAAUUUCCCAGCCUUCAACUUUUCCGAAGGCUAGAAGCUUGUGAAGCUUCGAGUCCGAAGCAGUAGGGCAUCAGAUUGUACACCAAAAGAUUUCACCAGCAAUCCGGAUUUUCCAUUCCAGAAGACGCCAUGGCAGAGCAUGGGGCUCACCUCACUGCGGCCUCCAUCUAUGAGGACAGGCCAUCCAUCUUUGAAGUCGUUGCCCAAGACAGCUUGAUGUCAGCUGUGAGGCCUGCACUGCAACAUGUGGCCAAGGUGCUGGCUGAAUCCAACCCUGGCCGUUACGGCUUCCUGUGGCGCUGGUUUGACGAAAUCUAUGCCCUCCUGGAUCUGCACCUCCAGCAUCACUUCCUCUCAAGGUGCAGCGCCUCUUUCGCUGAGAACUUCUACAGCUUGAAGAGAGUGGUGAUGAGCUACGGGGGCAGCAAGCCCAGGCAGAGGCGCUCAGUCACUGCCGGGUUGCCACGUAGGCCUCACUGGAAAUCCCUCUGCCUGCUGGUCCUCGUUCCCUACCUGAGGACCAAACUGGAGGCGCUGGUUUCCCGUCUCCGGGAGGAGGACGAUUACUCUAUCCACCCGCCAUCGUCGGCCUGGAAGCGGUUCUACAGGGCCUUCCUGGCCGCUUACCCCUUUGUGAACUUGGCUUGGGAGGGCUGGUUCCUGGUCCAGCAGCUUUGCUACGUCCUGGGGAAGUCCCGGCACCACUCGCCCAUGCUGAUGCUGGCUGGCGUCCAGCUGGUCAGGCUCACGGCGGAAGAUGUGCGAGCCUUAGAGAAGGUGGCAGCGGCAGCGGCUGUGAGCGGGAGCAGGAGCCCACAGCCAGCAGGAAGCUUGAAACAGCAGGUACAGUCUGCUGCAAAAAAAGCCUUGGGCGGCCUGGCCUUCUCCCUCUCCACCGGCCUCUCCGUGGGCGUCUUCUUUCUCCAGUUCUUGGAAUGGUGGUACUCGUCUGAGAACCAGGAGUCCAUCAAGUCCCUGACAGCUCUGCCUACCCCUCCGCCGCCCGUCCACCUGGACUGCAGGGCAGGCUCCCCGCUCUUGCCGAAGCUCAAGACCGUCUGCCCACUGUGCCGCAAAAUCCGCGCCAACGACACGGCCCUCUCCACCUCCGGCUUCGUCUUCUGCUACCGCUGCGCCUACAACUACGUGAAGCAGCACCAGCGGUGUCCUAUCACAGGCUAUGCCACGGAACUCCAGCACCUUGUCAAACUGUACACCCCUGAAAACUGACGGAGGUGGCCCACAUCCUGUCUCAGGCACCACGUGGCUGGAUGGGAUACUUGAUUAUGUUUGUAUGUGCUUCUCUUGUACACACAUGAAAUUUAUCUGCUACGCAGGCA